Messenger RNA from Loxodonta africana (African savanna elephant), 3549 nucleotides. It is a transcript of the gene ZNF202, whose product is annotated as zinc finger protein 202. The record is from RefSeq and is a predicted model, not a curated record. Gene Ontology annotation, biological process: regulation of DNA-templated transcription. The coding region runs from base 201 to 2147 and encodes 648 amino acids. Gene Ontology annotation, cellular component: nucleus. Lineage: Eukaryota; Metazoa; Chordata; Mammalia; Proboscidea; Elephantidae. The transcript has 7 exons.
CGUGUUCCGACCCGCUAGGCCCGGCGCGGCUCGGAUCCGGCGGCUGCCGGGAGUGGGUGGGGGCGAAGCCGGGGCAGGGGAGGUGCCGCCAAAGCUGCCGAGCCGUCCGUUGGAAGAAUUUUCUGCAGGUGCCCAGCCUGAGAACAGGGCUGCUGACAGUGUGAGCUCUAGAUGGUGUGAAAUCAGCAGAGAGCCAGAAAAUGGCUACAGCCUUAGAACCAGAGGACCAGGACCUUUGGGAAGAAGAGGGAAUUCUGAUGGUGAAAUUGGAAGAUGAUUUCACCUGUGGGUCAGAGUCCAUCUUACAGAGAGAUGACCCUGUACUUGAGACUUCACACCAGAACUUCCGACGAUUUCGCUACCAGGAAGCAGCAAGUCCUCGUGAAGCUCUCAUUCGACUCCGAGAACUUUGCCAUCAGUGGCUGAGGCCAGAGAGGCGGACAAAGGAACAGAUCCUCGAGCUGCUUGUGCUGGAACAGUUCCUCACUGUCCUGCCUGGAGAACUGCAGAGCUGGGUGCGGGGGCAGCGGCCAGAAAGUGGAGAGGAGGCAGUGACACUGGUGGAGGGUUUGCAGAAACAGCCCAGGAGACCAAGGCGGUGGGUGACUGUCCAUGUUCAUGGCCAGGAAGUCCUGUCAGAGGAGUCAGUACAUCUAGGAGCAGUGCCCGAGUCACCAAGUGAGCUGCAGGACCCUGUACAGACCUCAACCCCCAAGGAAUCCCAUGAGGAGACCACACAGAGCCCAGAUCUGGGGGCACUGGAAGAGCAGAGCCCGGGUUCUGAAGAGGAGUUCCAGCCUCUGCAGGAGAGCGAGGCUCACGUGCUCCAUGACCCAGGUCUUCCUGAAGAGAGGAACACUAGAGACCCAGAGAUGGUGGCCCUUCUCACUGCUCUAUCACAGGGACUGGUAACUUUCAAGGAUGUGGCUGUAUGCUUCUCCCAGGACCAGUGGAGUGACCUGGAUCCAGCACAGAAAGAGUUCCAUGGAGAAUACGUCUUGGAAGAAGACUGUGGAAUUGUGGUCUCUCUGUCAUUUCCAAUCCCCAGGCUAGAUGAGAUCUCCCAGGUUAGAGAGGAAGAGUCUUGGGUCCCAGAUAUCCAAGAGCCUCAAGAGCCUCAAGAGACAGAAAUCCUGAGUUUUACCUACACAGGAGAUCAGAGUGAAGAUGAAGAAGAUUAUCUUGAGCAAGAAGAUCUGAGUUUGGAGGAUCUACAGAGGUCUAUUUUGGGAGAUCCAGAAAUUCACCAGACUCCUGAUUGGGAAAUAGUCUUGGAGGAUAAUCCAGGUAGACUUAAUGAGAGUGGAUUUGGUACAAGUACUUCUCAAGUUAAUAGUUUUACGAAUCUCCAAGAAACCAUGCCUCUUCACCCGCUGUUAGGGAGACAUCACGACUGUCCUGUAUGUGGAAAAAGCUUCACUUGUAACUCCCACCUUGUUAGACAUCUGAGAACUCACACAGGAGAGAAACCCUAUAAAUGUAUGGAGUGUGGGAAAAGUUACACACGCAGCUCACAUCUUGCCAGGCACCAGAAGAUUCACAAGAUGGGCACUUCUUAUAAAUUUCCCUUAAACCGGAAGAAUGUGGAUGAGACCUCCCCACUGAUACAGGCUGAGAGAACUCCGCCUAUUGAGAAACCCUAUAGAUGUGACGAUUGUGGGAAACACUUCCGCUGGACUUCAGACCUUGUCAGGCAUCAAAGGACACAUACAGGAGAAAAACCCUUCUUCUGUACUAUUUGUGGCAAAAGCUUCAGCCAGAAAUCUGUGCUAACAACACACCAAAGGAUCCACCUGGGAGGCAAACCCUAUUCAUGUGGAGAGUGUGGCGAGGACUUCCAUGACCACAGGCGAUAUCUGGCACACCAGAAAACGCAUGCAGCUGAGGAGCUCUAUCUCUGUAGUGAAUGUGGACGGUGCUUCAACCACAGUUCAGCCUUUGCCAAGCACCUGAGAGGACAUGCGUCAGUGAGGCCCUGCCGAUGCAAUGAAUGUGGGAAAAGCUUCAGUCGGAGGGACCACCUCGUCAGGCACCAGAGAACACACACUGGUGAGAAACCAUUCAUGUGCCCUACCUGUGGAAAAAGCUUCAGCAGAGGAUACCACUUAAUCAGGCAUCAAAGGACCCACUCGGAAAAGACCCCCUAGCUAGGCCCCAUGUGAGGAGAUCUGCAGUCAUCCCUUACCUAAGGGUGAGCUAGGUGAAGCCCUCUUGUCAACCUGGGAGACUUCCCAUGACUAAAUAAAAACCCCAGGCAGAGCUGCUUCUACAGCUUGAGGCUAUAUUUUGCCCAAAGUACAACCUGAGUUGAGGCUGCUUCUUGACUGGAGUGUUCCUGCCUCUGCUUCAUGGGUACAGAGUAGGAGAAUUAGAAGACUUAAGAGGUUGUAGUUACUUUGUUCUCCAAAAAAUAGGCUGUUACAUACCCUAAAGACUACUUGACAACCUCAAGUUUAAAGUGGCCAAGGACAACCCCUUGGGUUUGGUAAGGGACCAGCCUUAAGGUGUCUGUCCUUACUGAGGUCAUGGUUAAAUAAAGCACACAGCCCUGGACUCGAGACAGGAGAUCUGGGUCACGAUGACUUUGCUGCACAUUUGCGGGAUAACUGUAUAAAUCCCUCCCUGUCCGAUUCACUUGCUCACCAUGCACUUUCCUAUGAUGCUGGGGAAAACGGGAGAGGCGUAUGAUGGGUGAAAGUCUUAAGGCUGCUGCUUAUGGACCUUUUCAGCUCUUCCCUUCCCUGCUGUCAAAAUGGUGCUGGGCCAGACACUGCAAGAAAGGAGGACUUAGCAUCCUCUGUUUCUUUGUGGGUUUGCAUUUUGUUUUAUUUUUUUACCCCUGUUAAAUGACUUUUACAUUUUUAGCCUCCCUAGUAUUCUACCAGUGUCUUGGUUUUGUCCCUGGCACUUAUUCUAAAAGUGAGAUGUAGCAUUCAGACUGAAGGCGCCAGUAAAGCAUAACUAAAUCAUCAUGAGGUUAUUUACAUUCCCACAUAUGCACAAGCCCGCUUGCCCCACCACCCUACCCCACCCCACCCCCACCCUUCACAUGGGUUUUGUGAGGGGAUUUGGGGACAGUGUCAGCUUACAAAGGCACUAGAAUCAUGAUCGACUGGGUCACCACAUUUACAUGAAGAAAACUGGAGAAGAUAUGAGAUCAAACUAUGAAAAAUUAAGAAAAAGCUGUUAGCUGCUGGCCAGGGCCAUUGAGACUAUUCUGACACCCAGUCGCUGACAUCCCUGCCUCAGUUCUCUGAAUCCAGCGAACAUUCUGAACCUCCACACCUGGGACCUGCAGAGCAUACCAGGAGUCAAUGGCUUACAUGUAUUUGUGUUGUUUGCUUUUAUGUGGUUUCAUUUUCAUGUAAUUAAGAACUUGGUAGUAUUUCAUGACGGCCCAAGGAUCUCUGUCGUUUGAUAGAGGUUACCAUGGGGGUGAGGCUGAAUAAUUAUGAACCUCACCAGCUCUGACAGUGGGUGUGGCUAGGACUGGGGAGACUGUCCUCCAUAAAUGGAGCACGGGAUAUGGGAUUAAAGCAUGAGAAGGGA